AUGGCAGCCAAUGCAGAGGCAACACCGCCUCCUCUUGUGGGAGUGCCCACAUCCAAGGAGAAGAGAUACGACAGACAGCUCCGUCUCUGGGCUGCCAGUGGACAAGCCGCCCUGGAAGAAGCUCACAUUCUGCUCAUCAACAACGGCCCUGGUGUCGUCGGCGUCGAGACGCUCAAGAACCUGAUCCUGCCUGGCAUUGGUCGCUUCACCAUACUAGACUCUACCCUCGUGUCAGAACAAGAUCUGGGCGUCAACUUCUUCCUCGACGAAUCCACUCUGGGCACCUUUCGCGCCGAAUCAAGCCGUCGUCUGCUGCAAGAGCUGAACCCCGAUGUCCAAGGCCACGCCAUCGCCGAGCCGCUCGAGACCUUCUUCGCCAAAGAGGGUGCUCUCAAUCCGUACACUCUCGUCCUCGUCACCGCUCCCAUCACGCCAGACGUCCUCCAAGUCAUCUCGACCCAUUGCCAGACCCACGCCGUACCUCUGUUCUAUAUUCACUGCUCUGGCUUCUACUCACACUUCUCUCUCUCGCUACCACCCGCCUUCCCCAUCGUCGAUACCCACCCUGAUCCUGCUUCAACAACCGACUUGCGCCUGCUCGCUCCUUGGCCAGAACUCGUCCACUUCCAGAAAGAGAAGACUAGCCAUCUCCAAGCAUUGUCUCCCGAAGAUAUAGGUCAUGUCCCAUACCUUUUGCUCUUGUUGCACUUCCUCGAUGACUGGCGUGCAUCUCACAAUGGCCAAUCACCUCAAUCCUACCAGGAAAAGACCGACUUCCGCAACAUGGUCGCCAAAGCCUCUCCACCCGACGAAGAGAACUUUUCCGAGGCUACCGCUGCCAUCAUAAAAUCACUCAAUCCACCUACCGCUCCUGCCUCUGUCCUCGCUGUUCUUGACGCUCCCGAAACAAACUCCCUUGAACCCACCUCCUCCGCCUUCUGGUACAUCGCCAAUGCCGUUCGCACCUUCUACUCUACGCAUAAUCAGCUCCCUCUUCCUGGUGCUGUGCCAGACAUGAAGGCUAGAAGUGCCGACUACAUCCAACUGCAGAACGUCUACAAGUCCAAAGCCCGCAAGGAUGCUGCCGAGGUCCUGCAAACUGUGCGCUCGCUCGAGGCUGCUGUUGGUCGCAGAGAUCCCAUCGACGAGAAAGAAGUAGAAGCCUUCUGCAAGGGUGCUGCUCACGUCAAACUCGUCCGAGGAAAGCCUCUUCGCAUUGCACGUGGUGAUGCCCCUCUUCACUGGGGUGAGGAUGUCGCCAAAUCUGCUGUCGAACACCUCAAUAACUUGACUUUUGGUCUGGACAGCGGCAUCUUGCACUACAUUGCCUUUUUCGCUUGGGAUGCAUUUGUCGGAAGCCAUAAUGUUGAUGCACUCGGUGGCGAGCCCAGAGUCCCUGGCUCGAAUGAUGUUGAUAUUGAUACUGAUACUGAAAAGAUGGUCGGCAUUGCUUCGAACAUUAUCGAUGCUCUGAUCAAGGAGGCUGGCACAUUCAUCGAGAACCCCGGAUACGAUGAGCUCAAGAUAAAUGGUCGUGCCGGUGCUUCCGAACUGCACAAUAUCGGUUCCUUGACUGGUGGCAUGGUAGCCCAGGAGGUCAUCAAGGUGAUCACGAAACAAUACGUGCCCAUCGACAACACAUGCAUCUUUGACGGUAUCGAGAGCAAGGCUUCUGUUCUUCGCGUUUGA
Aureobasidium uvarum is the source of this 1689-nucleotide messenger RNA. Lineage: Eukaryota; Fungi; Ascomycota; Dothideomycetes; Dothideales; Saccotheciaceae. The record is from the annotation of a GenBank genome assembly.